Messenger RNA from Triplophysa rosa, 1998 nucleotides. RefSeq names its product tripartite motif-containing protein 16-like protein. Gene Ontology annotation, molecular function: zinc ion binding; protein binding. The transcript is spliced from 6 exons. Lineage: Eukaryota; Metazoa; Chordata; Actinopteri; Cypriniformes; Nemacheilidae. The record is from RefSeq and is a predicted model, not a curated record. Bases 72 to 1727 code for a protein of 551 amino acids.
ACCAGGAAACAUGAACGUGAAAAGAGAAAACAAAACUGUAUUUGUAUCUGUCACUGUGUGCAGUCGGUGAAAUGGCAGAAGCCAGUAUUUCAGUGUUUCAUGAUCAGUUCACAUGUUCAAUCUGUCUGGAUCUACUGAAGGAUCCAGUGACUAUUAACUGUGGACACAGUUACUGUGUGAGCUGUAUUACAGACUGCUGGAAUCAGGAGGAUCAGAAGAGAGUUUAUAGCUGCCCUCAGUGCAGACAGACCUUCACUCCAAGACCUGCUUUAGGAAAGAAUGUGAUUCUUGCUGAGAUGGUGGAGAAACUGAAGAAAACUAAACUUCAGACUGAUCGAGCUGCUCCCAGUUAUGCUGGACCUGAAGAUGUGAAGUGUGACGUCUGUACUGGGAGAAAACACAAAGCUGUCAAGUCAUGUCUGGUGUGUCUGAACUCUUACUGUCAAACUCACUUUGAGCGACAUGAGGAACUUCAAUCAGGAAAACGACACAAAGUCACUGAAGCCACUGGAAGACUUCAGGAGAUGAUCUGCUCUCAACAUGACAGACUGCUGGAGGUUUUCUGUCGUACUGAUCAGUUAUGUGUUUGUUAUCUGUGUUUGAUGGAUGAACAUAAAAAUCAUGACACUGUAUCAGCUGCAGCAGAGAGAACAGAGAAAGAGAAACUAUUGGAGGACAACCAGAGAAAACACCAGCAGAGAAUCCAGGAGAAAGAGAAGAAGCUUCAGGAUCUCAGAGAGGCUGUGAAGACACACAAGAGCUCUGCACACACAGCAGUGGAGGACACUGAGAGGAUCUUUACUGAACUGAUCCGCUCCAUUGAAAGAAGACGCUCUGAGGUGACACAGCUGAUCAGAGAUCAGGAAAAGACUGCAGUGAGUCGAGCUGAAGGACUCUUGGAGGAACUGGAGCAGGAGAUUGAUGAUCUGAGGAGGAGACAUGAUGAGAUGGAGCAGCUCUCACACACAGAACAUCACAUCAGUUUCCUUCAGAGUUUCCAGUCUCUCUCAUCAUCCUCUGGAUGUACAGACAACAUCACUGUCAGUUCUCUUCUCUUGUUUGAUGAAGUGGGGAAAUCUGUCUCCAUACUAAAAGAAAAGGUGGAGGAUUUCUGUAAAGAAGAGACUGAAAAUAUAUCUGGCAAAGUUUCGUACAUUAUCAUUAUUCCCACCAAUGAACCAAGUACCAGGAUGGAGUUCAUACAAUAUUCCAGUAUGUUCUCUCUGGAUCCAAACACAGCACACAAGAAUCUCUGUCUGUCUGAAGGAAACAGAGCGGCUACUGGCACUGACACAGAGCAGCCGUAUCCUGAUCAUCCAGACAGAUUUGAUAACUGGGAGCAGGUGUUGUGUAGAGAGAGUGUGUGUGGACGCUGUUACUGGGAGGUCGAGUGGAGUGGAGAUAACACUGAAAUUGUAGUGUCAUAUAAGAGCAUCAGCAGAAAGGGAGAAUCAAGUAAAUGUUUAUUUGGAUGUAAUGAUCAGUCCUGGAGUUUGGUCUGCUCUUCCUCUAAAUGUUCAUUAUGGCACAAUAACAUAGAGACUAAACUCCCAGUAGUGUCCAGCUCAUCUAUAUUAGGAGUGUAUGUGGAUCACAGUGCAGGAAUUCUGUCCUUCUACAGCGUCUCUGACACAAUGACCCUCAUCCACAGAGUCCACACCACAUUCACUCAACCUCUCUAUCCUGGGUUUGUGUUACGUAAGAGCUCAACAGUGAAACUCAUCUAACAAAAUAAAGGUUUACAUUUUGAUUUAAAUACACAAGUGUGAUCUAAAAUAUUAAUAUAGUUUGACAAAUCGAAAGCUACAUUAAAAUACAUAUAUGUUAAACAUAGAUUGUACCUUUCAAGAAGAAGAAAAAGUUUCAUGUGUACAGUCUGUCAUCAACAUUGUUGAAUGUUACAGUAUGUUAAGAAAGACAGUUAAGGACAAAUAAAGUACAAUUAAACCUACAGAUAUUUUCUCUACUAUUCUGAGUGUUCACUUAAGACUAUAUUUC